AUGGUUCGUUCAUCUCAAGCAACAACUUUCUCUUGUUCUCCUUUCUUUGAUGAUCGCGGGCCGUAUGGAUGUGCAGAACCUAUAACUGAACGUAUAAAUCCUCAUUCUCGUCCAAUCGUCUCGUAUUACUUUCCUAAAGGUAUUGGUGAACAGCAUUAUGGGGAGCGACAUCCGAUGAAACCCCACCGGCUUACUUUGACGAAUGCCCUCGUCAUGGGGUACGGUUUAGACAAGCAAAUUCACCAUAUAUACAAUCCACGUCCAGCGACACAAGCAGAACUCGAAGCUUAUCACGAUCAUGAUUACAUUGAAUUUUUAUCAAGGGUCACCCCCCAAAAUCAGGCGGAUAUGAAGCAUCUCAUUGACUCCUUUAAUUGUGUGGAGGAUUGUCCAAUUUUUUCCGACAUGUACGAAUUUUGCCGCAUGUAUGCGGGUGGAUCUCUCGCAGCGGCACGAAAGCUUUGCGCGGGUACCACUGACAUUGCUAUUAAUUGGUCGGGUGGUCUACAUCACGCCAAGAAAGGCGAAGCCAGUGGAUUCUGCUACGUAAACGACAUUGUACUUGCCAUUUUAGAACUAUUGAGAUAUCACCCUCGAGUCUUGUAUAUCGACAUUGAUAUUCACCAUGGAGAUGGUGUAGAAUUCGCCUUCUACCAUACCAACCGCGUCAUGACCGUGUCUUUCCACAAAUACACCGGUGACUUCUUCCCGGGAACAGGAAAAUUAGACGACAACGGUACAGGCCCGGGAAAACAUUUCUGUUUGAACGUCCCACUUCAAGACGGCAUAGAUGAUAAUAUGUACUUGACGAUUUUCAAGAGCGUCAUUGACGACACCGUCACCGCCUUUAGACCCACUUCAAUCGUCCUGCAGUGUGGAGCUGACUCCCUGGGUUGCGAUCGACUAGGCGCAUUCAACCUGUCGAUUGCAGCUCAUGGAGAAUGCGUCAAUUUCGUACGAAAUUUCAACGUCCCACUACUUGUCGUCGGAGGUGGGGGCUAUACAAUCAAGAACGUCAGCCGAUGUUGGACGUACGAAACUUCAGUACUGGUUGGCGCUGCGGUCCCAGACGAGCUACCUGCCACCAUCUAUGAUUCAUUCUUCCGAGACUCGCAAUGGAAGCUACAUCCUCCUCUUACGGGAAAGGUAGACAACCUGAACUCGGCCACAUCGCUACAGCGCAUCAGCAUCAGCAUUCGCAACAAGCUUCGUUAUCUACAGGGCGCACCAAGCGUAGCUAUGCAAGACAUCCCUCCGGACCUCGCUGGAUGGUUAGAGGACGAAGAGCGCACACGGGAAGAGAAGCAGGAAGAGAAAAGUAUCGCUCUGGCUGGCGAGAACAGGGAAGAUCGAUCCGUUCUUCGGAACGAAUUUUUCGACGGCGAGCAGGACAAUGAUGCUGACGAUGUGCCGUUAUCUGCCACCUCUGCGGGAAAAUUGUCGUCAUCCGCCACUCGCAAAGCGAAGACUACAACCAGACGGGGCCGAGGCAAAACAAGAGCAAGGACAACUGCUUCCAUGACAGAAAAGGACGCCACUGAGGACGGCGAGGAAAGCACAAAUCAAACGAUUUCUGCGCCAACCAGGACGCGAUCCACACGCUCGAGAGCCAAGACGAAGGGUCGUACGCGCACACGCACUAAGGCUCAGGAGGAGGAUGCAGAAGGGGACACGACGCUCCCUGACGCUGUUUCGGCAGUUGAUACUGAAGGCGACCAGCCACCGCGAGAUCUGGAUGUCAUGUAG
Fibroporia radiculosa is the source of this 1746-nucleotide messenger RNA. RefSeq lists its product as uncharacterized. The transcript has 5 exons. The record is from RefSeq and is a predicted model, not a curated record. NCBI's taxonomy places the organism in Eukaryota, Fungi, Basidiomycota, Agaricomycetes, Polyporales, Fibroporiaceae. The coding region runs from base 1 to 1746 and encodes 581 amino acids. Gene Ontology annotation, molecular function: histone deacetylase activity.